Molecule: messenger RNA, 4093 nt
Organism: Oryzias latipes (Japanese medaka)
Lineage: Eukaryota; Metazoa; Chordata; Actinopteri; Beloniformes; Adrianichthyidae
Gene: bub1
Product: BUB1 mitotic checkpoint serine/threonine kinase
Biological process (GO): meiotic sister chromatid cohesion, centromeric; mitotic spindle assembly checkpoint signaling; protein phosphorylation
Cellular component (GO): nucleus
Molecular function (GO): ATP binding; protein kinase activity
Source: RefSeq, a predicted model, not a curated record
CCAGCGUUCCGACUGCCGUUAUUUCAGUUGGAGCGGUAGAGGACGUCAUGAUCUACGGGGUUCCUGAUCCACCCCGCACACAUAGACGAACAUCAGCACAGCAACACAUUCGUCAAAUUAAACUAGAGUUUGCACGCGCCUGCGUUUCCCCUCCGUACCAGUCGGGGGCGAUGAUGAGCUCUUUGGACCGCUACCAGGUAUGAGCGCCAAAUUCAAUUCUGACAGGCAAAGCAGUGAGUUGAAAGAAAACAAAUUAAACACAUAGAUUUGUCCUAAAAAGUAUUUGCUUCAAUGGUGUAAAAGAAACCGGAUAGGUUCUCUGUUCGCUACAAACUAGGAAGGUUUCGGUUGAAACGAAAUGGACAUCGCCUCUUAUUUGCAAUCUUUUGAAAGCAGACUGAGCUCUUACGUAGGAGACGAUCCUCUUGAUCCAUGGAUCAAGUUUGUUGACUUCCUGGAGCAAAGACUGCCUGCAGGCAACACCAGUGAGAUGUGUUUGGUGUUUGACAGUCUUGUCCAGAGAUUUCUGAACAAUGAGCGAUAUUCAAACGACAUCCGAUACGUCAACUAUUGCAUCAGAUGUGCGAGUUAUUAUUGGGACCCCGUUGCAUUCUACAGUGAGGUUUUUGGGAAAGGCGUCGGCACCAGGACCGCGGCGCUUUACGUAGCCUGGGCUCGGGAGUUUGAACAGAGGGGCAUGAAGGAACAGGCUGAUGCCGUCUACCGGAAAGCUCUGGAGAACCAAGCCCAACCAGCCAGCACGGUUCUCCAUGAAUACAGUCAGUUCAGUUCAAGAACCACAGUUCAGCCUCUGGGCGCUCAAAACCCCCUGCAGAAUCUAACCAAUCAGAUGUCCUCCAGCAAAGAGCCGCUAGAGCCAAGCAAGAUGACAUGGGAGUGUCCAUCCAAACCUCCUGCACCUAGAAUGACCAUAAUAGUGUCCCGCUCUGAGGCUUCUGGGAGCCUGUCCAGCCAGAGCUCCAGCGAUCAGACCGUGUCCGAGUACAUCAAAGACGAGCUGCUGUGUGACGGCUCAGAGCUGAGCUUCGAGGAGGUCAGAGCCAAGAAGUACUUCCAGCAGCUUCAACACAAGAAGAGGGAGGAAGAGAACAAACUCAUGGAGAGGCAGCUGCAGGAGCAGGAGGAAAGGAUCCGGAGGAUGAAACUGUCCUUAGAGGAGGCUGAAGACAUGGAGGCCUGUGGAGGCCUCACAGAGGAGAUUUCACACCAAGACGGCUUCUAUUGGAGUUUGCCAAAACCAGGAUCCGGCUCCGCGGGUCCAGAAUGCGUCACCGAGACCCCCGUGGCUCUGCUGCAAACAAGCGCGACGCAGAACGGCCUUCCAUCCUCCCUCUGGGCUGCAGAUGCAGACGCUCCUGCUCAGCACAGCGCCACACGCUGUGACGGAGGUCACCCAGCAGAGUCAGAGGAGAAGCUUGACGUGUCGCAGGGUGGAGCGGCUAACCUCUCUCACGCCACUCCAAAUACUUCCCUGGGCUUUGUGCAGGCCACACCCUCCAGGGUGCUGCCGUCACCCACCGUCAACACCCGUGAGGCGCUGGGAGUCGUCAUGGACAUGUUUCAGGCCCCGACGUUCUUAGAAGAACCAGUCAGCGACUCGUCUCACCUAAACGCCUCUGAGAGGGACCUCGAAGACGGUGCAAGCGGAGGCGGGCCCUUGUGGUCUAGACUCCCAGAGGUCGCUCCCUUCACAAUCUUUCAGGAUCACGAGGAGGACAAAGAAAACGUCCAUCUGGCAGAAGCGUCUGCGGACAGAAAAGCAGUCAGAUGUUUGGCUGAAGUCGCUGCACCGAAGGCUGACAAACCAAACGAGACCUCGCAGUACCUCAUGCCCGACGAAAGCACCAUGUGGGGGGGUCGCUUCAACCCGCUCAACUCGCUGGCCGCCUGUCCCAACAACACCUCCGAAUUUGCCUUGUUAGCUCACUGUGUCUCCACGCCGUUUACACACAAACCUCUCAGCAGCUUCUCUGAGGACCAAGAGAACAUCUGCAGUGAGGACGACGCUUCAAUCAGGCGUCAAACCAAAAGACUGAGCCCCAUCAUAGAGCAGAGUCCGAAUGAGGACAAGGCUUCAGAAACGGCAGCCAGCCUGCUGGAACCCUCCUCUGUGAGGCAGGGCACCAUCGUCAGGGCCGGCCUCGCCUCCACCUCCAUCACCAUGCUGCAACCUCCUCCACCGGCUGUGCUCUCCUUCCGAGACCAGACGCCGGCUCCCGCCGACUCCUCCGUGCGGAGCGGACGAAGCUGGGAGGUGCACGCCAGUCCCGAGCCGCCUCUCCAACUCGCCUGCUUGGGCUCAGUCAAACCAAAAACCAGACCUUUUAAGAUCCUGGAGGACACAUCUUCCAGCUCAGGAGAUCUGAGCCAGGUUCCCAUGAGCCAGGAGUGCGCUCUCCAGCCCGGACGGUUCAGCGCCAGAGGCCCAGAAGCCCCGGCGGACCCGGAUUUAGACGCCCUUCUCAGCCCCCUUCGACCAGUCGCCCCCACCAAAGCCACAGACAUCCCCAUGAGUCCUGAGCAGCUGCCGCUCUGUGCCGAUGUGCCCAUGAGCCCGCAGCAGUCGCUGGUCAGCACGGGGGACCAGCCCAUGAUGAGUCCAGACCGAGAGCCGAGGCCGCACACUGCGGGGGGCGUGCAUGUGGUGCCCGACCCCUGGGACAACCAGCUGAUCGCUCACCUGCUGUCCCGCCUCAGCCCGCCUCUCACGUCCCACCAGCGCUGCUUUGCCUGGAGCUGCAACGUGCCAAACAUCUCUCCGAAAGUGACCAUCACCAUGGGAAAGACGUCCCUCCGAGUUGACUGUGUUCUGGGGGAGGGGGCUUUCGCCACCGUGUACCAGGCGACCAACCUCGCCACAUCCGAGAAGUUCAUCUUAAAGGUCCAGAAGCCGGCCAACCCCUGGGAGUUUUACAUCAACACUCAGCUGGACGCUCGGCUGCAGCCCAGCAUGCGACAUCUCUACAGCAACAUCAGCUCCGCUCACCUCUUCCUCAAUGGCAGCGUGCUGCAGGGGGAGUUUUACAGCUGCGGCACGCUUCUGAACGCGGUGAACAUCUACAAAAGCCUGGGGGAAAAGGGGAUGCCGCCGCCUCUGGUGCUGUACUUCGCCGCCUGCAUCCUGCACACGGUGGAGCAGCUGCACCGCCUCCGCCUCAUUCACGCCGACAUCAAGCCCGACAACUUCAUGCUGGGCGGACGGUUCCUGGAGAACAAGUGCUUCGAUCCAGAGAGCGGCGACCACGGCAUCGUCCUCAUCGACCUCGGACAGAGCAUCGACAUGGAGCUUUUCCCAGAAGGCACUGCGUUCACCGCCAGGUGUUUAACGUCAGGCUUUCAGUGCACGGAGAUGCAGAGCGGAAAACCGUGGAACUAUCAGACCGACUACUAUGGAAUAGCAGGGACCGUCCACUGCAUGCUGUUUGGAAAUUACAUGCAGGUCACCAAUGAAAACGGGGUUUGGAAAACCAACGGAGUUUUCAGGAGGAAGCCUCACAGCGACUUGUGGCUGGACGUCUUCCACACGCUGCUCAACGUGCCGGACUGCGAGUCGCCGCCGAGCCUGGCGCGCCUCCGCCGCCAGCUGACGGCGGUCCUGCAGGAGAACUACAGCAGCAAGCUGCAGGCGCUGAAGAACCACCUGGUGAUCCAGCUGCUGGAGAGACGCAGACCCUCCUGCAGAUGAUCCUCCUCCCACCUCAGCAUCUCCAUGACUCUUCCAGAACCACCUCCAUCCAUAUGUACAUGUGUGUAAAUAGCUUGAUUUUAGGACUCUGAGAGGUAAAACAUGAAGCUAAAUGUUUGAACCUUUUUGGACACGAGGGAUAAGAUGUUUGUCCAGCUCUGAUCUCUGCGUCCACAUCAUGCUUUUCUAAUCUUCAGAACUUACUGCUUACUUUUUCCAGACAACAGCUUGUUUCUGUGAGUUCUCCGGUUCUCUCAGGUUUGAGGUUUUCGUCUUUCUCUUGAUUUAAUCUUAACAGAAAUGUCCUCUGAUGGAGUCUUUGGAUCACAGAUUCAAAGCUGUUACAGUUUUUUAAGGAAGAAAAUAAAAAAACUUCACAGAAGCCUG